Messenger RNA from Rubroshorea leprosula, 2970 nucleotides. Lineage: Eukaryota; Viridiplantae; Streptophyta; Magnoliopsida; Malvales; Dipterocarpaceae. The record is from the annotation of a GenBank genome assembly.
GGGAAGGGAAGAGCAGCGCCGUCAUUGAAAAUUGACCUCUGCAUCUCAGGCAAGCCAUAGUUAUAGUUCCUCUUCCCUGGGAGAUCUCCGUCGAUUUCGUUUCUUCCCCAAUUUUCUUUCAAUUAAACCCAGAACCCUAAUGUGACGCAGAGUUUACAACGACGACGAAGAACUUCAAUCCCUUUGCAUUCGCAUCCAUUUCUUCUCCUGUUUCCCCUAAAACCCUCCACCAAAACCACUCAAUAAUGCUUUCCAUCAAAUAUGUAGCCAAAUCUGCUGGUUCCCUCCUGUCGCGCGAUGCCCACUUCUGUUUUUACUCUUCUCUGCUCCUUGCUCGCCCUCCCAUCAGCUCCGACGUCCCCAAGUUGAAUGCCCAGGACAUUGUGGCAUCCUUCAAGUCGUGGUUUAAGGCCCGGGAAUCGUCAGUGGCUGAUCAAAUCUUCACCAUCUUGACCGCCAACGAAUCCACCCAGGACGGCGUUACUUCCACCCACCACGACGCUGACAUCGCCCUUGCCCAGUUAAAUCUGCGCCUUACAGAGAAGCUGGUCCUCGAGGUCCUCUCCCAUGGCGCCUCCUGCAAGGACGUUUUGCCUUGUCUCAAGUUCUUUGACUGGGCUGGCCGGCAGCCUGGGUUCUGCCAUACCCGCAGCACCUUCUAUUCCAUCUUCAAGAUUCUUUCUAGGGCCAAGCUCAUGUCUUUGACGCUUCAGUUCCUGCAAGAUUUUAAGACUCACAGGCUUAUUCCGAGCAUCAGGUUUCAUGAAACUUUGGUGAUGGGUUAUGCUAUAGCGGGGAAGCCAGAUGUUGCACUCCAGCUGUUCGGCAGAAUGCGGUUUCAGGGUCUGGAUUUAGAUCCCUUCAGCUACCACGUGAUAUUGAAUGCCUUUGUGGAGGAGGGCUUCUAUGACGCCGCGGAUAUGAUUUCUCAGCAGAUUUCUCUGCGGGGUUUUGAUUCUGAUGUUACGUAUUCCAUCAAGGUUAAGAGCUUUUGCAAACAGAGUAAGUUGGAGGAGGCACAGAGGUAUAUACUGAAACUGCUGGAAAGUGGAAAGGAAAUUGGUGGGGGUGUCGUGAGUGUUGUUGUGGAUGCGCUUUGCAAGCACAAAAUGUUCGAGCGGGCAGGGAGGUUAAUGGAGGAACAUAAGGAACGUUGUAUCCCAAUGGAGCGUUCUUAUGGGAUAUGGCUUAGGAACCUCACGCAAGCUGGGAAGAUAGAUGGGGCUUUGGAGUUUCUAAGGAGCAAGAAGCAAUUGGAAGGAUAUGUUCCAGAGGUGUUCCGGUAUAAUUAUUUGAUUUUUAGGCUAUUGAGGGAGAACCGACUUGAGGAUGUGUGUGAUUUGUUGAUAGAGAUGGAGGAGAAUCAAAUUUCACCUGAUAAGGUCACUAUGAAUGCUGUAUUGUGUUUCUUUUGCAAGGCUGGGAUGCUGGAUGUUUCAAUUGAGUUGUACAAUUCCAGGUCAGAGUUUGGACUCUCGCCAAAUACCAUGGCUUACAACUAUUUGAUCAAUACCUUAUGUGGAUAUGGGAGUGUUGAAGAAGCUUAUAAAAUGCUCAAGAAUUCUAUUCACCAUGGUUAUUUUCCUGGGAGAAAAACAUUUUCUAUUCUUGCAGAUGCUUUGUGCAGUGCAGGUGAACUUGAUAAGAUGAAAGAGCUGGUCUUUUUUGCUUUGGAGCGGAAAUUUGUUCCUAGUUCUUAUAUAUGUAACAAGUUCAUAGGAGCUCUGUGCCGAUCUAGAAGGAUGGAAGAUGGAUAUUUGAUUCAUGGGGAACUUAAUAGAAUUUUAAACAAAAGCAUUGGAAAGAACUAUUACUCUAACUUGAUACAUAGUUUUAGCGAAUCAAAAAGAGGAGAUAUUGCUGCCAGAUUGCUAAUUGAAAUGCAGGAGAGGGGUCACAAGCCAGUUAGGAGAUUAUUUAGAGCUGUCAUUCUCUGCCUAUUUAAGAUGGAAAAUCCCCAGAGGCAAUUCUUCAGGCUGCUUGAGAUGCAAUUGUCUCACCAUGGACCCAGUGCUGAGAUUUAUGACUUCUUUGUUGACGGAGCAGGACAUGCCAAAAGGCCUGAGCUAGCCAGAGAAGUAUAUGAAAUGAUGUGGAAGAGUGGUAUUGAGCCCUCUUUAAAGUCUGACAUCCAUAUGUUGAAGGCCUAUCUAAAUAAUGGAAGAAUUGCUGAUGCUUUGAACUUCUUUAAUGAUUUGUGCCAGAGAAGAAAGAUUGGAAGAAAAUUGUAUGAUGUGAUUGUUGUUGGGUUAUGCCAAUCCAACAAGCCAGAUUUUGCCUUGGACGUCAUUCAGCAAAUGAAGGAUCAUAUGUUAGUUCCUAGCAAGGAAUGUUAUGAAGUCCUUAUACAGCUAUUAUGUCGCAGUGGUAAUUAUGAUUUGGCUGUAAAUCUUGUCAAUGACUUUGAGAAAACCAGGCAUCGUAUUACAACCUUUACCGGAAAUGUUCUCUUGUUGCAUGCUUAUAAAAAUAAAAAGCUUUACGAGACUUGGAUUCAGAUGAGAGAUAUGCAAGAUGAGACAUCCAAUGUUUCAUUGUUGGGACUGCUUAUCGGGGUAUUUUCUGGUUGUAUUAGGGUCCCAAAUUUUGAGAACUUGGAAGAAAUGAUUGAACAGUGUUUCCGUCCUGACAUCUACACUUAUAAUUUGUUGUUGAGAAAAUUAUGCAGAAGUGAGAUGGAUCAAGCUUGUGAAUUGUUUGAUCGGAUUUGUCAGAAGGGGUAUGUGCCUGAUCAAUGGACUUAUGAAAUCAUGUUAAAUGGUUUCCUCAACCAUGGGGGAAGAGCUGAGGCUAAAAGAUGGGUGGAAGAGAUGUCAAGGAAAGGUUUUGGUCAAACUAGGAGGAUUCUGUUGUCAGUUUAACAGGUUACUGGUAGAGCCAUAUUUUUUAUAUUCAUCAGUAGCUAGAAAUUAUUACAUUAACUGUGUAUUACAAGGACUAUUUUUUGAGAAAUAAAAUAACAUGUUUGGU